AUGUCUCAAGUUGGAGAAACUGCAGUAAAAGUAUUUGGAUGGACAAUUACAUCGGUUUAUCAUGAUCCACUGUCUCCCACCUCUUCCUCGUCUUCUUCUUCCUCACUUGUACCACACAUGGUAAAGAACCAAUCUGAUACUGACCACAGCGAAGAAGACAAUACAAGAGUACUUAAGAUAUCAUCUGAUGAUCUUAACAAAGAGUCAAAAGAAACAUCUGAGAACAGCGACCAACACAGUGAGAUCACAACAACUACUUCAUCAGAAGAGAAAACAACUGCCCUCAAGAAACCAGACAAGAUUCUUCCAUGUCCCAGAUGCAAAAGCGCAGACACUAAAUUUUGUUAUUACAACAACUACAACGUUAACCAGCCACGUCACUUCUGUAGAAACUGCCAGAGGUAUUGGACUUCCGGUGGAUCUAUGAGGACUGUCCCUGUUGGUUCAGGCCGUCGCAAGAACAAAGGAUGGGUUUCUUCCGACCCUUACCUUCACAUCACUUCCGAGAAUACUAGUAAUGACUACAAUAGCUCCUCCACGAAGAUUCUCAGCUUCGAGUCUUCGGAGUCUUCGGUUACUGACAACGCUAGUAACCAUCGAUCAAGCGAUGCGAAGAUAACCGCCGAUUCUCUUUCACAAGAUUUCAACAACUUUCACGGAUUUCUUCCUCCGCAAGUAACAUCAUCGGUUUCGCCUACUUGGCCUUAUCAGUACCCUCCUAACCCUAGUUUCUACCACAUGCCUGUCUACUGGGGCUGCACGGUACCGUUUUGGUCUACCCAAGAGACUUCCACAUGUCUAGGGAAAAGGACAAGAGACGAAGCUUCACAUGAAACUGUUAGAGAAAGCAAAGAUGCUUUUGUAAGAGCAAGAUUGGAUUCAGAAUCUCAAAGUAACUAUAACGAAGCAAGCUUAGCUACGAAGAAUCAUGUCUGGUAUCCAGUACCGAUGAAACGCGAGAAGACAGAGCAAUUCAGAUUUUUCAAGAAAGGAUCUGAAACAAAGAGCAACAACAGGAGAUCCGUUCCUCCAACGUAUUUUAGCCUGCAAGCGAAUCCUGCAGCCAUGGCAAGAUCUGUGAAUUUCAGGGAGAGCAUGUAA
Molecule: messenger RNA, 1101 nt
Organism: Arabis nemorensis
Lineage: Eukaryota; Viridiplantae; Streptophyta; Magnoliopsida; Brassicales; Brassicaceae
Source: the annotation of a GenBank genome assembly